AUGGGUUCCAGAAUAAGGGAGAAUGUGAAACGCUUUUUCGAAUGUUUUUGCGAAGUUGUACCACCAACUGGGGACACUGAACCAUGGAUAAUUCAGCAAUUUCCAGAAAAGUAUAAAGAUCUAGAGGUUUUGAGGACUGUACCAAAAUUUGCUUAUCCCUACAAAUUUGAUAAUGAUGUUAUACAACACUAUUCCUUUGUGCUCACGGACAUAGAAUCAAAGUGGACAUUUGGGUUUUGUAGACAUGAUCCCAAAUCAGAAACAGCACUAGUAGUACUGAGUUAUCUGCCAUGGCAUCAAGGAUUCUACAAGUUUUUAGAUACAACAGCAGUAUUAAUGCAUAGUUCUAGAACUGAAGACCUCAGAGAAUUUUUAUCAGCUGUAUAUAAUGCAAAAAUACUAGAACCUGGAGGAAAAUUUCUGGUGUCUUUCAACAGGGGAGAUAGUACAUUUUCAGUUGAUGUUCCCAGACCAUUUCAGUUACCCAGUAUACCUGAAAAUAGAAACCUAACCGAAUACUUCAAUGCAGUCGAUUCCCAUAAUAUGAUGGUGAUAUUCGCGUCCAUGCUCUACGAAAGGAGGAUCAUUUUCACUUCAACGAAGUUGAAGAGGUUGAGCGCCUGCGUACAGUCCGCCAACGAUAUCAUUUACCCCAUGAUAUGGCAGCAUAUUUUCAUACCAGUGUUACCGAUGUCUUUGAUCGACUAUUUAUUGGCCCCCAUGCCUUUCCUCAUUGGAGUUCCUGAAGCAGUGUUCAAGCAAGUCCGUAGAAGUGAAAUAGGAGAUGUUGUGAUAUUAGACGCUGAUUCGAAUAAAAUCGAAUCUCCUUUUGAUGACCUCAAUAGUCUUCCUCAAGAAGUGGUGUCAUUUUUAAAAAAGCAAUUCAAGAACAAACAAUUAGGUGAUGGAGUGUCCAGAGCUUUUCUGAGAGCGCUGGUCCAACUGAUAGGAGGUUACAGGGAUGCUCUCAAAUUUCAGCCGGGCCAAAAAGUUACUUUUGACGAGGAACGGUUCAUUGAAACGAGGCCACCAUCUUUGCAGCCUUUUCUAAGAGAAAUGCUUCAUUUACAAAUCUUCCAACAGUUCAUAGAAGAGCGACUGAUGAUGUUGAAUACGGGCCAGGGAUUUUCCGAUGAAUUCGAGUUCGAACUUGAAGGCUACUCUGCAAAAUCGGGAUCCAAAUUGAAGCAGCAGUACAAGGAAUGGACAUCGACGAUGAAGAAAGAAGGAAGCGCUUUCUUCAAAAGCGUCAAAGAUAAGGCUAAUCCUGCUAUGAAAUCUGCUGUUAAAACGGUGAAAGACGGCGGCAAGGGCGUGCGGAGCGCCUACAAGGGCCUGCGCUCGAAGCUGAAGGACAGCCCGGGGGGCCAACAGGUGGGAAACGGCGUUGAGCACCGCUCGGCGCCCAAUUCGCCCACCGGCAAGCGCAGGACCGCCCCAGCGGGAUUCGGACCGCCCGCGGCCACCUACCGCAAGGAGGGCAAGAGGGCGGUCAAGAGUGGCGGCGGACAAAGAUCGUACAGCCCUCUGAGUCCAUCUUCGCAGCCCGUUUCUCCCGACUCUUCGGACACCCCUAGGAGUAGCAGUCCCAUCGAGAUACCCCAAAUCGAUUUGAUGGACGAGAUGGACGAUUUGUUUCAGCUCAGGCUCGAUAUGCCUCCAAUAGAUAGAACACUGAAACCGGUCCGCAGCCUGGAGAAUUUCAAGACCGCCCCCGCCCGCUUCUUCCCGCCCCACCUGGGUGGGUCGCAGGAGACGCGGAACCUGUUGCGGUCGCCGCCCGAUGACGCGUUCGCUUCCCCGCCCCCUUCGGUGCCGCCUCGCGCGGACUUGUACGGGGGCGGGGCGGGGUUCGUGGUGGGCGGGGCGAGCUUCGUGGUGGGCGGGGGGCGGGGCGAGAACGGCGAGCCGCUGUUCUAUGUCGCCGACAGGCACUCGGUCGAUUUGGUCAAGCUGUCGCCUCCUGUGUGUUCGCCUAGACGGAAGAAAAACGAAGAGUCUGAGGACCUAAUCCGACUAGACUCAACCUCGGACAUGGACGACUUCGAUCCCUUGAAAUCAUCGUCUUCGACAACCACCCCCGGUCAUUCCGACCACCUCCCGCUGUCGAUCACCAACCCCCUGUACUCGUACGAGAACCACACCCCCAAACGGGAGUGGACCAGCAAAGAGUGCAGCCGGAAAGACAGGGAUUUGCUGGAGGAGUACGGCUUGGACUUUAGCUUUACGAGUGUUCCGAAUCAGAACGGGUUGGAGCCCUUCAGUGCUGCUGCCAAAGUGAAUUUGCAGGGCCAGUGGACCAAGUUCGAAUCGUUCGCAAGUUUGUGA
Molecule: messenger RNA, 2328 nt
Organism: Phaedon cochleariae (mustard beetle)
Lineage: Eukaryota; Metazoa; Arthropoda; Insecta; Coleoptera; Chrysomelidae
Source: the annotation of a GenBank genome assembly